Molecule: messenger RNA, 1827 nt
Organism: Sporisorium graminicola
Lineage: Eukaryota; Fungi; Basidiomycota; Ustilaginomycetes; Ustilaginales; Ustilaginaceae
Exons: 1
Coding region: 1-1827 (608 amino acids)
Biological process (GO): regulation of translational initiation
Cellular component (GO): cytoplasm
Source: RefSeq, a predicted model, not a curated record
AUGUCGCGGCGCAAGAAGGAACUGCAAACUGUCAGUCCCCCGAAGGACUUCGAUGAACUCUAUGUCGAGAACGACUCGGUCGACGAUGAAAUCGCACGCGAGCUUGAGGAAGAACGGCAGAAGAUCCUUGCUGCAGCCGGUCAACCUAAGGAAACAGCUUCGCAUCUUGACAGCAACGAUGGGCAAAAUAACACAGAGGAUGAUAGCGAUACAUACGGUGACUCGGACGUUGAAGAGGAUGCGAAUGUUGUAGACGAGGAUGAGGACUCGGCAGACGAGUGGCAACCUCCCGAGCCAGUUUCCAAGUCCACACGACGCAGUAAACGUGGGAGACAUAAGUCGAGUUCAGAGGACAGCAAUGACGAAGCAGUUGCCGAUAUAUCCGACGAGGAUAGUCUCAAACCUGUCGCGAAGAAACCGAAAAAGGCCGCCAGCAGAAAGUUGAAUGGUGUCAAAUCGAAAGCCAGAGCUAAAACUCCUAGGUCGGACCUACCAAUACCCAGAACAGCCGACGACGCGGUCGAACAAGAAGCAUACGACUCAUUCGACGAACAAGCAGAGCGCGUACAAGCCGAAGCCGAAGCAGCGGCAGCAUGGGCUGACGUGCGGCGUCGCAAGGAAGCUGCUCAAGCCCAACCCACGACAACUGGCUCCACCUCAGACAACACGGCCACCACUUCCUCGAACAAAACGCCGCAAGCCUCCACACCCUCCCUCACAGCAUGGCUCGGCAAAGGUCCCUCCGCCUCUUCCUCUGUCGCUGAGCUUGCCGCCGCCGUGCCCAUGCCCACUACCUGCCCCGCUGCGCAGAUCGCCGACCGUAACUCGCUUUUCGUCGGCUACGUCUACCCGCUCACUACCCCUGCCCCCGCGUACAUCUCCACGCUUCUCUCGCACCUCGCUCGCGUCGUACACCCGACUGUCCCGACAGACCUCCUCCCCCCACAAUUCGCCAAUGCGCCCUCGAACAAGCGUGGAUCGUCGCAUGACAUGUACGCCUACCGCGUGCUCGAGCUGAAACGCGGGCGCACAGGGGUAGCGGGCCCGGAUGACUUCUCGCUGCAGGAAGACAAGGAGGAUGACGGUGAGCGGUGGGGUGGCGACCGCGUCUUGAGAGUUACGAGAGAGGAGGGCGCGGCGGAUGUGCUCGUGGUCGUGAGCAGAUGGUAUGGAGGGGAGCUGCUGGGUCCAGUGCGGUUUGAGCAUAUCGAGAAUGCGGCGAGAGCGGCCUUGGUGGAGCAUAUAGCGAAGGUGGAGGUGGACGAGUUCAGGCAGAGGAUUCAAUACCUCGAUCGCAAGAUUGCAAAAGCGAAAGCAUUGGUGCAGGGGAACGAGGUGCGAGAGGAGGUUGGAAAGUAUGAAGGGCUGACGGUCGAGAAGGCGCAGCGAUUGUGGUUGGCCAGGCAGAAGGCCUUGGAUGCGCUGCAGAAGCGGCUGAGCUCUCAACCGCCGCCUUCUCAAGAGCGUGAUGUCGUAGAGCAGCAGCAAGCCGCGUCCCCUGAAAAGACUGCGCCAGUCCAGGCUGCAGCCGCAUCCCCCUCCCCAACACACGAACCAACACACGAACUGCCACACGAGACUCCAGAGGGGCAACACGCAACAGUCAAAGACGAACCUCGCUCGCCCGACGAUCCCGUACCCACAGCAUCGCCUCAAUCGCAAAUCAAACUAGAACCAGCACACAGCACUUUGACGUCACCAACACACAUCAAGGACGAGCGGUCACCCUCUGCUCUCGAGGACGCUGACCAAGACGUGAAACUCAUGGUCAAACUGGAGCCCGCACAUGAUGAGGGCGAUCUGACUGGAUGGGACGAUCUUUCCUGA